Apiotrichum porosum is the source of this 1041-nucleotide messenger RNA. RefSeq lists its product as uncharacterized. The transcript has 4 exons. The coding region runs from base 1 to 1041 and encodes 346 amino acids. The record is from RefSeq and is a predicted model, not a curated record. Lineage: Eukaryota; Fungi; Basidiomycota; Tremellomycetes; Trichosporonales; Trichosporonaceae.
AUGGAAACUCUGGAGUCUGAAACCAAAAUGUCCGUCCAGCCUGAUGGUGACACCAUGGAAGACUCAAGAGAUCAAGUUGAGGACCAUCCUGACUGGGUUGAGGGCGACUUCACCCUCGUCAGUUCCGACAAUGUCCGCUUUUGCAUUCAGUCGUGUCAUGUCCUUUCUGCGAGUCACAUGUUCCGGACCGCCGGUCGCCUUGCCACGACUGGCGACUCCACCAUCGAGUUCACCGACACCGUUCUCGAAACGGCCACUGUCAUCAACAACUUUUUGAGGACGAUAUCCACUGGGAAUGGGUUGUACUAUACCUACCCUGUCACUCAGGAUGAUUGUGGUUGGCUGAAGGAAUGGAUCGGGAUUGGCCAUGCGAUAAACCUUGUGGGAUUUCUCAGCAAGUGGGAGUGUGAAGCCCAACUGUCCUCCAUGCGGCUUCAGGCUCGCUACUUGCGCAGUGAAGCCUCUGAGUGUAAUUCACACUACUUCUUCAUGUUGGGUGCGCUUCUCGACGAUCCCGGCUUGUGCUUCCAGGCCUUGGAGAGUUUUGAUAUCUGGGAUGACGGGGAUGACGGCAACGAGGGAGAGUUUGGCGGCAGGGUGGGUUGUGCGAUGAUUGAUCCGACGGCUCUCCCCUUUUGGGCUUGGUCCAUUUUGCCAUCGAACUACCUUUGGGCUCUCACGAGGUCAUGGGGACACGUCAAGACGUCCCGCAGGUCCAAACAUGAGGUCGAGACGGUUGAGGACACUUUCCUUCGCCUGAUGAAGGCCAUCAAAGAAUACGCCUCACACAGAGAGGGGCAGCUGAGACCGAUGGUUCCAUCGAGGACGAAGACUCCGAAGACGAAUAAUGAAACUCGAUUAUGUCACGCUGUCGUGGAGCCUGUUGAUGUCGAGAUCACGACCAAUUCUUAUGAGAUCAUGAGAUGUCUGUGUCACUUGGAGGACGUGUCUCCAUCUGUCGACACCACCAGAAACGUCUUCAUGACCUCUUCGCUAGUAUAUCGGGUUCAACUCCCUGGCGGAGAAGACAAGCACGUCUAG